GUUAGUAACGUGCUGGACCAUAGAUACAUUCCACCACACUAGCGAGACAAAAUCAGAGCACAUCACGAGCCAUACAGUUAGAAGAUUACUACUUAAAGAUUAAUUUAGAUUUUUUUAAAUCUAAAUCUAACCUGUUUCAGCUGUGCUAAUUGAUGCUAUUUGGACAGUGUUGGCUACAUGCUGUUAACGAAUUGAAUCCAUUAAUUUAUCUGCACCUGCAGAGUUCAGACGAGUACCGUGGAAUAAAUUGACAGGCUGAUUGACCUGUAGGAAAGGUUGGUCUUCACGAGUUGUUAGUUCUCGCAGAAUGACCCAGGAGCAGUUGCUUUCGAGCCUGAAGAAGGAUGUGCGCUCCCUGCUCAUCUCAGCCAAGCAGGGCCUGACCCCAGAUCAGUUGAAGAGAGACUACAUCAACAUGCUGGGCCACCCCAUGCCCCUGAGGAUCCUUGGCUUCCGCAACGUGCUGGACAUGAUCCGCGAGAUGCCCGACGUGGUGCAUAUCCUCUAUCUGGGAGAUGGCAGCAUAGUGCUGAAGGCGGUGGCUGAUGAUACCACCAGAGGCAUAGUGGAGUUGGUGGCCAAGCAGCGCAGUGCCAAGAAGACCCCUGCUCAGCGUGGCGGUGUGGGCUUCUUCUCCCCACGCUACCAGCAUCACAACCCCAUGGUCCUGCCGCGGCGUGGCCGUGCACCCCCGGCCCUGCCGGCUCAACUCCGGGCCCAGCUCCACCAGCUGCUCUCCCAUGGGGCCGUGGGUUUAUCGGAGCUGGAGACAGCCUUCGUCCGCCGCUUCGGCUUCCCUUUACGUGUCAACAACUACGGUUUCUAUUCCAUCGCCGAGAUGCUGGCGGCGGCCGCCGACCUGGUGGCAGUCACACAAAGCAGGAUGGGCUCCCAGCUGUCCCUCAGGGGGGCAGUGGUGGCAUCACGGAGGACUGGACCCAUAAAGCCGUUAUUCCCAUUGAAGCAGACCUUCAAAACUGUUCCUAUCGUAAGGCAGAUGACCCAGACAAACUCAGUCCCAGUAGAAAGACACACCACGGAGUCCAGUACUCCGAAUCCAGUGUCCAAUACUCAGAAUCUUGUGGUACCAGCGCCACUCCCUGAGGCUGCAGUCCUUAACAGCCCAGAGGGAGACCAGGGCUCUCUGCCAAUGGAUUACACAAUACCACAGCCUGAACCUGAACCCACGCAGGAUGGACAACUGUUUCAGAAGUGUGUCAUCAAGCUGGAGGAGGAGCUUAGGCAGCGUAUUCUGGAGAACGGGGAAGCGGGCACUGUCAGUCCAGAAGUAAAGGCCAAGCUUCGCCAGGUUGUAGCCCAAAACAGUGAGGGACUGUCCGUCCACGAUCUCCCUGCAGAAUUCAAGAGGGUGUUUGGGGAGGAGCUGCCGGUGGUCCAGAGUGGCUUCCUGAGUACCACGGAGAUGGUGGGCGCCCUGAGCGACACGCUCUACCUGCGGCCCAUGGCGGGCGACGAGGGCAACCACUGGGUGGUCAUGGACAUCCAGAAUGCCCCUGGACACACAACGCCUCAACAACCAGGAACGGCGGAGCCCGAAGGCCCCGUUGAGGGUGUCAAGGCUCUGAACCCGUCAGGUACGGGCUACUACUUCAGCUGUGGGGAGUCUCCCUGGGAGGGAGAGGGAGGCGAGACCAAGCCCAACUUGGAGGAAGACCUGGAGCUCCGCAUCACCACCAAGACCUCCUACCAGAUGGUGGAUAUGUACGGCUCGUUGCCGGUGCGUUGUCGGCGUGGGGCGGUGAUUCCCCCGGACGCCAUGCGGGGCCAGAGGCUGAGGGCCCCCACGUGCAGGGGCCCUCGGGAGCUGGUGGCCGUGCUGGUGGAGCAUGUGGAGUCUCCCUCGAACUUCUACAUCCGCUUUGAUGAGAGCCAAGAGGCCCGCGCCCUGGAGAACAUGAUGAUUGAGAUGAGGAGCUGCUACACCUGUCCCGAGGUGUUGGAGCGUUACCGUCUACCGGAGCGCUACGUGCGUACAGGCCAGGUGUGCUGCGUGGCGCCCCAGGGCAUCUGGUUCUACCGCGUGGUGGUUCACCGUGUCCUCAACAACACCCAUGCAGAGGUCUACUACGUGGACUUUGGAGACCUCACCACUGUCCAGAGGAGCAGCCUCAACUUCCUCAAGUCUUGUUAUUCAGAGCUCCCAGCACAAGCAGUCCCGUCAUCGCUGGCUGGAAUCAAGCCUUUCGGUGGCAGCUGGAGUGCCAACGCCAAGACCUCCUUCCAGAAGCUAUGUUGUGACCGUACCCUGGUGGCAGCCCUGCAUGGCUACCAUGCCGACUUCCUGCAGCUCUUUCUGUGCGACACACACACCGAGGAGGAUGUGUACAUCCACAGCGCCCUGCAGGCCCAGGGCCAUGGGCUCUGCUGCGCACCCACCGUCAGCGCAGCGUUGUGUAACCAGUUCAACCCAGUGAGCCUCUAUCUGGGCGAAGGCGUGUUCGGCGAGGGAAUGGAAAUAGAGGACGAGGACCCCACCCUGGAGCCUUGCCACGAAGCCACCACCAUCACUUUCCAGCACAACACCACCCAACCCCUGUCCAAGAGCUCCCCUUGCCCCACUCACACGACCCCUAACCUUGUGGGUGGGAACAAAACCAACAAAGAGGAAGUUCUGCCUGACCUCCCAGCACUGGAGUUCAUCGAGGUCAACUCUACAACUCAGGGGGGCCUGAAUGCCAACCCGUUUGCAGCUCUGCAGAGUAAGGACCCACUGCUGCUGUGCUGUAGUGACUGGGACCAGGGCUGGACACCCAAUGCCCCUGCCCCCACCCCUGCCCCAGAGGUGGUACAGCCCAAGGCAAACCUGGGUAACCAUGGAGACACAGCUAUGCCCCCCCCCCCUUCACCUAGUGCCAGUGAGCUGAAGGAGCCAUGCUCUGCAAAUGGAGGGGCGGGGUCCCAUAUACCUGCUGUGCCCCCCCAGCCCUCCACUCUGAAAACCCUGAGCCUCCGUACCCCCGGAUUGACGCAGACCCAGACUGCCCCAUACGGUAUGUCCGUGUUCCCUCUGUUUGGAAUGGGGGACAUGCUGCGUGUCACCUCGCCCUUUGCCCUGGGCCCGGCUGCCCGUCUGGCUACCGGCACUGGUUUCCAUCUCCUCAACUGGUACCCUCACAAAAUGGCCUGAACACACACACACUUCCUCAAUGCACAGCUGGUCAAACCAACAUCAUCCUGCUAUGUGCAGACAUGAUCCUUACCUGUUAGAAUGUUAGCUACCUACAGUCAGACAUGAUCCUUACCUGUUAGCUACCUACAGUCAGACAUGAUCCUUACCUGUUAGCUACCUACAGUCAGACAUGAUCCUUACCUGUUAGCUACUUACAGUCAGACAUGAUCCUUACCUGUUAGAAUGUUAGCUACCUACAGUCAGACAUGAUCCUUACCUGUUAGAAUGUUAGCUACCUACAGUCAGACAUGAUCCUUACCUGUUAGAAUGUUAGCUACCUACCUUUCAGACAUGAUCCUUACCUGUUAGCUACCUACAGUCAGACACGAUCCUUACCUGUUAGAAUGUUAGCUACCUACAGUCAGACAUGAUCCUUACCUGUUAGCUACCUACAGUCAGACACGAUCCUUACCUGUUAGCUACCUACAGUCAGACACGAUCCUUACCUGUUAGAAUGUUAGCUACCUACAGUCAGACAUGAUCCUUACCUGUUAGCUACCUACAGUCAGACAUGAUCCUUACCUGUUAGCUACCUAUAGUCAGACAUGAUCCUUACCUGUUAGAAUGUUAGCUACCUACAGUCAGACAUGAUCCUUACCUGUUAGCUACCUACAGUCAGACAUGAUCCUUACCUGUUAGCUACCUAUAGUCAGACAUGAUCCUUACCUGUUAGAAUGUUAGCUACCUACAGUCAGACAUGAUCCUUACCUGUUAGCUACCUACAGUCAGACAUGAUCCUUAUCUGUUAGCUACCUACAGUCAGACAUGAUCCUUACCUGUUAGCUACCUACAGUCAGACAAUCCUUACCUGUUAGCUACCUACAGUCAGACAUGAUCCUUACCUGUUAGCUACCUACAGUCAGACAUGAUCCUUACCUGUUAGCUACCUAUAGUCAGACAUGAUCCUUACCUGUUAGAAUGUUAGCUACCUACAGUCAGACAUGAUCCUUAUCUGUUAGCUACCUACAGUCAGACAUGAUCCUUACCUGUUAGCUACCUACAGUCAGACAUGAUCCUUACCUGUUAGCUACCUACAGUCAGACAUGAUCCUUACCUGUUAGCUACCUACAGUCAGACAUGAUCCUUACCUGUUAGCUACCUACAGUCAGACAUGAUCCUUACUUGUUAGCUACCUACAGCCAGUCCUCUUUUUUUGGUUUGAUAUUGAUGUCGUGUCAUAGACUUCUCCCAUGUUUUCUCUAACACUACAAGGAAUGUGUGCAGAGUUGAUCGCUCCUUCUUCGAAAUAGAAAAUAAUCGGAAAGCUUGUUUUGUAGAACUUUGAGUUGUUUUUACCGGUUAAGUUUUAUUUUCUGCCUUUAAGUACGCUUUGAUCCGUUUUAUGUGUUUCAUAUUGUAAUGACCAGGUUAGUUUCCUCCUUUUCUACCUGUUGCCUGUUUAACUGCUCAGCAGGUUUGUUUCCUUAGAGGACAGGAGACUUUUCAAAUUACACUGUUUCGAAACAGAAAGAAAUAAUGUCAUUUUAUUUUUUUGAAAAUAAACCAAAUUGAAAACUUGUGAA
Molecule: messenger RNA, 4713 nt
Organism: Oncorhynchus mykiss (rainbow trout)
Lineage: Eukaryota; Metazoa; Chordata; Actinopteri; Salmoniformes; Salmonidae
Product: tudor domain-containing protein 5
Source: RefSeq, a predicted model, not a curated record